UUGGUAAAAGUCGAUCUUUCUCUUGCAAUUUGGUUUUAAUUUGUUAAAAUAGGCAUUCAAUAAGUGUUUCUUUCCCGUUUUCCAGACAGAAUGGCUGCGAAACUGUUGUCGCUGAUCCUCAUAGUGGCCGCCGCGGCGAUGGCCGACGACGAGCCGACCGCAGCGAGGUUGCUGGUGUCGAAACACGUAUUGAACAAGUACUUGGUUGAGAAUAUGGAUAUUUUGGUGAAGUAUACGCUGUACAACGUGGGCACAGCGCCGGCGGUAGACGUGAAGCUGGUGGACAACGGGUUCCAUCCGGAUGUGUUCUCGGUGGUGGGUGGGCAGCUGACGGCGCAGAUCGAGCGCAUCGCGCCCCAAGCCAAUGUCUCGCACGUCGUCACCGUGCGCUCCAACCGAUACGGAUACUUCAACUUCACCGCCGCCGAAGUCACAUACAAGCCCAGUGAAGAUGCCACAGAGGUCCAAUAUGCCAUCAGCAGUUCCCCAGGAGAGGGCGCCAUCGUCGCUUUCAAAGACUACGACCGCAAGUUCUCAUCCCACAUCCUGGACUGGGCCGCGUUCGCAGUCAUGACCCUGCCCUCUCUCGCCAUACCCUUCGGACUCUGGUUCACCUCCAAGAGCAAAUACGAAAAGCUCGCGAAACAUAAGAAGACUCAUUAGUUGAAUUACUGUAGUUAGAUAGCAAAGCCACUGCCAAUGUAAUACGCAAUUAGUCAAUUUUAUUAUAAGCUUAGGGUCUAAUGAGUGAUGUUAUUAAUUAUUUUCAAAAACAAGUCCUCAUUUAUUGUUACAGAUACUGUAAGGAUAGAUUUAUAUGCAAUGCAUUUUUGGUAUGAUUGUGUUGUGGAUCAAAUACUAGGUAAUGCUUGUUACAUUUGCAGUGUCAAUUUUCACCUUAAACCAUUAGUUGUCGUUCAUCUACAUCUUUGUUAAUAAUUUAUAUGAACAAUAAAAAGACAAUUUUUA
Molecule: messenger RNA, 969 nt
Organism: Ostrinia nubilalis (European corn borer)
Lineage: Eukaryota; Metazoa; Arthropoda; Insecta; Lepidoptera; Crambidae
Gene: SsRbeta
Product: translocon-associated protein subunit beta
Exons: 3
Coding region: 91-663 (190 amino acids)
Cellular component (GO): endoplasmic reticulum; membrane
Source: RefSeq, a predicted model, not a curated record